Cladocopium goreaui is the source of this 333-nucleotide messenger RNA. The record is from the annotation of a GenBank genome assembly. NCBI's taxonomy places the organism in Eukaryota, Dinophyceae, Suessiales, Symbiodiniaceae.
AUGGCUGCGGAUGCUACGGGAGGACAAAGCAAUCCACGCGGGCAUCAUCGCUGUGGAGGCCGAGUGCGACUACUGGGAGGCGCAGCUGCAGGACCACCUGACCGCUGCUUUGCCACGCUGGAAGAGCAGCCGGGAGGGCGUCCAACGCCUGGACGCGGAGCUGCAGGACUUGGCCUUGGACGAUCGGGGCACCUCUGGCUGCUCGGUGCAUGGGCAGUUUAUUUUGCGCUAAAAAUGUCUGGCUAUGGAAUGCUAUGGAUAAAUAUUGAGUCAAUCAUGGUAUAUUGUUCCUGUGAAUCAUGUCUUUUAAAUCUCAAGGUUUUGUUUUUUUGA